UUGUGGUAUAGCCAGUAUAUAACAUUGGCGCUCAGCCUUAUAUUACUCGACAAGGUCACAAUGACGGGUAAUAACGUUAACCAAACUGAACUGGACUUAAGUAAUCUCCACAAGGAAAUAACUGAAAAAUUACAGGUAAAUGGAAGAGUGAAAAGAAAAACCAGACAUCGGGCAACCAAGAGUCCACCGGAUGGGAGUUCCCCACCCUCCCCACAGUCUCCAAGAACAGGCAAAUGUGGGCGACCAGCUAACCCAAUCCCUAGACACAAAAGAGAGUCACACAUCAAGGCCGAGCACAAACGGAGGGAUAAAAUUCAGAAAGGAUUUGAAAGUUUAAGGUCAUUGGUUCCCUCCCUAGAAGAUGUGUCGGAGAAGGAAAGCAAAGCUGUUAUGCUCUUUAAAACUGCUGAAUACUGUCGGCAACUUAAGGGCCAAUGUAGGGGGCUCACCGAUGAGACGGCUGCUUUGCGGCAAGAAAUCCAGUCCUUGGGUACUCAAAUUCAUGACCUUCAGAAGGAGCUGCCAGUUACGGGAGUGGACACAGUAGAAGAACCACCCAGCACAGACAUUGACAAGCUCUAUGAGGAAUAUGUGAUGGCCCAGACCAGGAAAAACUGGAAAUUCUACCUUUUCAGUUUUAUGAUGAAGCCUCUCUUUGAGUCCUUCAAGGUCAUGGUAACCACAACAACAUCUGAUGAGUUCACCCAGUCUGUCAGUAACUGGGUCAAGGACAAACUCUCACUUCCAAACCUGAGGAUAGAAUUCUUUAACUGUUUGAGGAAAAUUAGCAAAGAAACUAAGAUCAUGGAUGCACCUGAACUUUUGCCAUUGGAAGCUCAAUGGAGCUUUGCUGGUAAAUCCAUGAAUCCAGAUUCCAAAGUCUUAAAGAUGGAAGAUGAUCAUCCAGUUAGCAUUUCUACUCCUCCAGCUACCACCAACCCUGUCCCAGUGGAAUCACAUUCCAAUAUGUGGAACAAUUCUGCCAUGUCAACAAACUGCGAGUUGACAACUGCCUGUCAGUUUGUAGCCCAGAACAAUUCAUUGAUCUCCACCAGUACUGUGGCAGAGAACUGUGUUUUACUUCAAAACAUUACAGAUACUAUCAUGAGCACUGACUCUCAGGAUCUCCAUCUAGGUCCUCUUGCUGGCAUUCCCCUCCCAACCUGUGAUACAGAGAUGUCCAUUGUGGACUCUUUUCUGAGCAAUCUGGAGAAUUCAGACUCUCUUCAUCAGCUCCUGUCUGAUCAGCCUGUCUCCCUGAGCGAUAUCAACCCUACCCCCAUCACAGAGGGUUACCUCACUGACAGUCAGCCACCAUUCACCCCAACUUUCUCCUCUCAUCUUGGGCACCAGAGUACCCCUUAUCCUCACUGACAAGUGCCCCUUAUCUUCACUGACAAGUGCCCCUUAUCUUCACUGACAAGAGGAUAAUCAUUGACUGUUAACUCCACCAUACGCAAGGGGUAUACACAUACUUGAAUUGUAAAUGUUUUGAAUUUUACAUGUAAUUGGGAUAUUUUUUUUAUUAUUUUGGGUACAUGUAUGUAAAGGUACAUGAAUAUCUUUUUUUUUUAAUGAAAGUUGUUCAUAAUUAGGUUGGUUAUUGCAGUUCAGCUUAAAUUAAAUGAAAACUGUAAAAAGAAAAAAUGUAACAUUUCCAAGCUUCAUACUAACUUUCCUGUUACAUUAUUGCUUUGUCUCUUGAAUGUGUGAUUUUGAUGAGGCACUAUAUCUCGGUGAUUUGUACUUUUUACAUGUGUGAUAUUUAUUUUGUACAUCAUGACUUACAAAGUGAAGUUUUAUACAAUUUAUACACAAGCUUUCUUUAAACAGGAUUUAUUUGGAAUAUUGCGUAUUGUAAUGAUUCCAAUACCCAUUUUCAUCUUUCUUUCUUUUUUACUUCUCUAGAAGUAAUAUACAUCCAUGUACUUUGUACAUACUGGGUCGUCAAGUUUUGUUUGUCUGCAUUUUAAAACAGGCAUUUUUAAGUCCUUCAUUAUGAGGGAACUGUAAAUAUUGUUGUAUAUUUGUCCAUGGCUUUAAAAUGUUAAUAAAGGCAUGAUUAUUUUUUUUUCA
Molecule: messenger RNA, 2076 nt
Organism: Saccostrea echinata
Lineage: Eukaryota; Metazoa; Mollusca; Bivalvia; Ostreida; Ostreidae
Exons: 7
Coding region: 61-1374 (437 amino acids)
Biological process (GO): regulation of transcription by RNA polymerase II
Cellular component (GO): nucleus
Molecular function (GO): DNA-binding transcription factor activity, RNA polymerase II-specific; RNA polymerase II cis-regulatory region sequence-specific DNA binding; protein dimerization activity
Source: RefSeq, a predicted model, not a curated record